AUGUUAAAGCAAUUAUACAAAAAUGGAUAUCUUAAUACUACUCCUGAAAAUCAUGAAAAUGUCGUGGAUCAAUUUUGGAAUGCAUUUCAGAAUGCUUUAGAUGUUAAUAUUCGUGAAAUAGACGGAAAGAGGAGAAUAUUAUUAAUUAUUGCAGAUAAAAUUCUCUAUGAUAUUAUCAAAGAAAAGUUACCACCUAAGAUAACUAGAGAAAAAUUAGCACUAGAAAAGAAAGAACAAAUUGAGUAUUUUAUUCAAAAUAAAGCAAACGUAGUAAUGAGCUCUUAUAAAACAGAUAGUACUACUGGAUUACCUAUAUAUUACCUAAAAAAUAAUAAAGAGGUUUUAUGGGAACAAUUUCACGAAGAGUACCCUAAUGGCAUUAAAAGAACAACAUUUCAUAAAUAUUUACAAGGCAGCCAAUAUAUAUAUAAGGAAAACUUAGGUGGUCUUUGCUCAAUCUGUAAUAUGUAUGGGUAUGAAACAUUUGAUGAGCUUAGAACAUUAAUAGCGGAUCAAUAUGGUAUGAAUGUGAUUUAUCAAACUGUACCAUUGGUAUGGUUUGAUAAAUCACAUCCAUAUCAUAUUGAUCUGGGAUCAGAUAUUGAAAUAGCAAUUGAAGGAAUUCGUGGAACAUCAGUAGCCCACUUAGAAUCAGAAUGUACUAAAGAGACAUUGAAAAAGAAAGAAAUACAAAAACCAAAUCCUCAAGUAACUCAGCAUUCGACCUCCAAAUCUCCAUGUAAUGCUGAUAAAAGCAAUAGAUUUAGUGCAGAAGAAAUGUGGAAGGAAUUAAUAGAGUUGGUAAAAGUGAGUAAUCUGAAAAAAAGCGAUGUUUCAAAAGUGUCAACUAUUCAAAACUGGAUCGCAAGAUAUGCAAUGCAAUAUAAGCAAAGAAUAGCGCAAAUAAAAUUUUAUGAUAGUAUGUAA
Scutellospora calospora is the source of this 927-nucleotide messenger RNA. The record is from the annotation of a GenBank genome assembly. Lineage: Eukaryota; Fungi; Glomeromycota; Glomeromycetes; Diversisporales; Gigasporaceae.